Molecule: messenger RNA, 1211 nt
Organism: Leucoraja erinaceus (little skate)
Lineage: Eukaryota; Metazoa; Chordata; Chondrichthyes; Rajiformes; Rajidae
Gene: urm1
Product: ubiquitin related modifier 1
Exons: 6
Coding region: 82-387 (101 amino acids)
Biological process (GO): tRNA thio-modification; protein urmylation
Cellular component (GO): nucleus; cytoplasm
Molecular function (GO): protein tag activity
Source: RefSeq, a predicted model, not a curated record
CUGCUCCUCCCUUGACCAAAGGACCACUGUCUCACUCACUUCCGGGUGCAGCACAACAACUUCCGGGCUGGCGGCAGCAAGAUGGCGGCGUCCAUCGGCGUUCAUCUGGAGUUUAGAGGAGGUGCUGAGCUGCUGUUCAACGGGGCGAAGGAGCAACACGUCACAUUGCCGAGCCAGCCAACGCCAUGGGAUAUUCGACAGCUCCUGGUGUGGAUCAAAGCCAAUUUGCUGAAGGAUCGGCCAGAACUUUUCAUUCAAGGUGACACUGUACGGCCCGGCAUUCUCGUCCUCAUUAACGACGCCGACUGGGAACUCUUGGGCCAAUUGGAUUACAUGCUGGAUGACCGAGAUAACGUGGUGUUUAUAUCAACACUACACGGUGGUUAAGGAACAUUUAAAAUAAAAGAUUUACCCGAUAGGUCGGGCGGCCUCCGAAAGAGGCGGCCUCUGGAUGAACCAUCAGCCGAGGAGCAGGAUACCAGGUUACCAGUAAAGGAUACCAAGAUACCAAUAAAGCCAAGUGCAGCCGUGGAGAAAACCGAAAAUAACUACAGUGGCUCAGGCAGCAUCUGUGGAAAAGGCAGAAAUGCUAAUGUUUCAAAUCGCCGACCCUUUCAGAUGGAGAAACUGCAGAUGCUGUAAUCUUAGGUAAAUCACAAAGUGCAGGAGUAACUAAUUGGGUCAGGCUGCACCUGGGGAGGGAAUGGAUAUCCGACAUGUCGCCUGACCAUGUCCUUCUCAGAUGCUGCCUGGUCCUCUGAGUUACUCCGGUACUUUGAGAUGACUUCGUCAGAAUGAGCUCUGUUUUUUUUCCCCGAUUUCCAGCAUUUACCGUUUUUAUUUUCGAGAUUUUUUUUGGAUGAAGUUCUCAUCUUCCCCGUCAGUCGUGACUCGUUCCACGUUUGUUCAAUUCAUUCGUUUCUCACACAGUUUGAGGGAUUUAUUUUUUGUUGCAACUGAGAUCCUUUUCAAACGCGGCGUAUCCAAGUUAAUGUAACAAUUCCCCGCGCAGACGGCGGGGCAGCUGUUUACUUACCUGACUGUCGCUUUGUCCCGCUUGUCAUUUCGAUUCGUUUUACGGGCGAACGCUUAUAUAAGACCAACGCAAAACAAAAUCCCACCCCGUCGAAAAGUUGCAGAGGGCUGGGAAUGUUGGAUAAAAGUGUUCGCGAAACCAUUCAUAAAUAACAAAACGAAUUAAAACAAAAGUU